Molecule: messenger RNA, 8370 nt
Organism: Anopheles moucheti
Lineage: Eukaryota; Metazoa; Arthropoda; Insecta; Diptera; Culicidae
Exons: 8
Coding region: 1-8184 (2727 amino acids)
Biological process (GO): transcription by RNA polymerase III
Cellular component (GO): transcription factor TFIIIC complex
Molecular function (GO): protein binding
Source: RefSeq, a predicted model, not a curated record
AUGUCUACUGCAUCAGAGAAGGAGCAGUACCCAGAACCUUCCGCAACUGCAUGCGGGACAAGAAGCUUUCGGCGGAGAAAAAUAGUACCCACUGUGGUGGCGAAAAAAAUCGCUAACAACAACACAAAGAACACGGCAAAAAUUGUAUCAUCCAAGGAAAAUGCUAAGAAUGUCCCUAACAACGAGGAAACCAGUGCCGGUAUGAAAGAAGCAUCCGAAACGGAGCCACAAUCCGAACAACCGAGAGAAGCUCCAGCAGACGUAGCGUUGCCCAAACCCAUACUGCAAGCGGAAGAAUCGAAAGGUGUAAAAAUGCCGGAUGCACAGAAAGAUAAUGCCACCUUCAAACCGGCUGCCGCAUUCCGGCGGAUAAAGCCAAAGGUGGUAAUACCGCAAACACAGAAGCCGGCUAAAUCUAUUUUGAAAAAUUCCACCACUCCGGUGAAGGGAAGCGUUAAUAAUGCCGAAAGUUCGAAUGAGACGUCACCUAGACAAGAUCCCGAAUUCAGUUUACAUCCGGACGAAGCAACUACGGCUGAUGAUCAUCCAAUGCAAAAGCCCGUAUGCGAAGAAUCGGAGAAGUGGAAACAACAUGCAGAACCAGAACCAAUCCAAACGACACGCAAGAAAGAAAAUGAUUCUGAAUUGUGCAAAACUGAUGCUGCUGUGGUCAGUUCCACUACCGAUGAUGUUGCCAAAGGAGAGGAAGUAAAAGAGUGUCUCGAUGUACAAAACGCUACGGCUUUGGAAGCGAAACAAUUGAGUAGUUCCUUGACGACUAAUGUUACACCGGUUUCCAUUCCGACCACUCAAGAUACAACCAGGCAACACAGUUCCGAUGCACUUACAAAACCCGAAUGCACUCCCAGCAAUGCAAGUGCUGUUACUAAAACCAUCAAGCGUACCAUUAGCUUGGGCACACUGACGCCUGCAAUAGCGAAUUUACUAAAGAAAAGUCUCGGUAAGAAAGCAUCCAAAGGUACUAAAGCAUUGCCUCCUGCUAAUGACAAACCAGUGAAUGUAUCGCAGCAAUCGAACCCAUCACAGCAACAAACGAGCGAAAGUUUGAUCGCAAAUGCAGCACAAGCGAAUCAAACAGAGUCCGAUAAGCCGUCCACUGAUAGCACCGUUUCCGGUUCAACAGCAGAACACCUAUUGCCGCCGGUGCUUGAAAACCCUGUCGAUGAUAUGGUAUCUAAAGAAACCACCACCAUUACGAAGGCGGCACCAUCUCCCGUAAAAUCGCAGCCUACUCCUCCAAAACUGCCCGACGGUGGUCCGGUUAGCGGAAUUAAAAAAAUACAAAAGGUACACCAACUUACGGCCGAACAGCAGCGGUUGGUACUGAACAGUUUAAAGAAAGGUAAAGGCAAACGGUCGGCGAAGAUGCCAGACGCUGCUUCGGUUACACCGGGUAGUAUUGUGGUUGCGUCUCACGGGUCUAUCGAAAGUAUUCCAAAUGUUCCAGUGUCCAGCGUACCGAAGGACGACCCCAGGGUAAAUAUUAUUUCAAACAUAAUUUUGCCCCGUCUUACCGUAGGCACACAGCAGAACACGCUUAGCGCGUCCGAUGGUCCCGUCGCCGUUCCUAUUACAUCCAACUGUAGCUCAUCCACAGCUGUACCGACAUCACCAGCACAGCAACUUACGAGAUUUGUGACACAAAUCUCGCCUACAGCCACAGUCCCGUCGAAUAAUUCCAACCAGUACCCAAAACUGUUCAUUUGCCAUAAGCCUGCAGCAACUGCAGCACCGUUCCCUAUUUCCGUGGAUCCAGCUGAAGCAAGGCAACAGUUGAUUCAACCUACCGUUAGUGUCACCGUGCUAUCGAAAACGAACCACACGAUGCCCGGUUAUCCGAGCUUAGGUCACUCCGUACCGACGAGACCCUACAUGCUACCCAUACCAGUGGUAACCGUUCGGCCAACCUCCCCGAAAACUUAUGGAAAUUCUUCGCCAGCCGCGCUACCCAAACCAAUCGUUUCGGUAACCGUUUCGCCUAUGAACAGCAGCAAUUCAACGGCCAACACGAUGAACGUACCGGUUGAUCCUCGCAUCGUGCCCAAGAUUGUAAUCACCCAUGACACCGCUGACCACGACAGUCAAUCUUCGCUCGCUUCUACCUCAUCGUCAUCUUCGUCGGGUCAAAACACACCCGCACCAAAGAAGCAAACGGACGAUCGUCCCUUGGUCCUCUCUACGGCUAAAGAUCAUGCUCCUACUGAAACGUCUUGCUGCUCACCCAGUACUCGCGACAAAUUGCGUGCAAAGUCAUUGCAAAAUUUAUGGAGAAAAAACGAAGGCAAGUCGGGCAUGGAGUAUACGUCAAUGUAUCCAUACUAUUCUCCUCAUGUACAGCAAUCGAAUACGGGAAUGCAGAUGUCGAUGGGAAACGACGAUACUGAAGUGAGCCGUACGUAUGUACAGCAAUUAAAUUUGCAGAAAGAAAACAAUGAAGCGUACCCGCGACACCUGAGCAUAAUGGAACGGGUUAAGCAAUCCUUGCCGAAGAUGGAAACGACCAAAAGUACAACUAUCGAGCCGACUCCAAGUGUGGUGUCUCAACGUGCAGCGGACAACCAUGUUCCACUGAAAGCACCCACCGUCAGUGAUUACGUUCCGCAACCAGUCAAAUGUUGCGUGCGAGCAAGUGUACCGGAAAACAAUGAAUUUUUAGGUUUUUCUGCUUUGUCCAUUGAAUGCGAGGAACGAGAUUUUCAGAACCGGGUGCGGACGAUUGAUUUUGUGCUGGAAGAGCAACGCAAAUCCUGCGCAAAAGGUGCGAUCAACAAUGAAGAAGCAAUAGAAAAAAUCGAAACGAAUGCGACUACGACUCAAGAAAGCAAACGUAUAUCUACACCACCAGCGUCAAUUGCGGAAGUUACAGAAAAGCUGGGAGAAGAAUCUGUUGCCAAAACCGAUGCAACGAUAUGUGCAACUUUAGACACUGUUGCUAAUGAUCAGAACCGAACGGAUUCUACAGAUGAGGCCCAUGCAAAUGUAAAGAGUGCAGAUACUAAUCCCUCGUCAUUUCGCGAUGAAAGUGGCAUUUUUACUCGAAAGAUAGAAGAACCUCAAGCAGAACUUUUGCAGAAUGACGAUGUUGCUGUUAAGAAUGUACCCAUGCAGCUCUCUGCUCCAUCGGAAACGGUUUUGAAAGAGAGCGCUAUCGCUGAAGAGAUUGACAAGGAGCAAGAAAUGCACUCUGAAGUCGCGGAAAAUGAAAAUCCUACGGGCAGGGAAGAACCAAACGCACAGCAGGAAAGCGUUGCUACUCGAUCAGACGAAGUGCUGGAAGAAGUGCCUGAUGUUGCUGCUAGUGAUGGCACAAGUGAAGCUGAAAAUACCCUCGAUCCGGAACCGGAAACAAUGAUGAAGGAAGGGGAAGAUCCAGACAUACCUGUACCAGAUCUGAUUGAUAAGACAGCGACCGGUGUCGAUAUUAUCAUGGCAAUGGCAAAAUUAAGGCGUGAAAACCGUGUUUUGUCGUUGGAUGAUGUAUCCGAUCGGGAGCUUAGUGGCUGGAUGGAGCAGCCGAUUGGUACAGGCACGAACCCAACGCUGCCAUCCACCUCUGCUGGGCAACUCACGGGUAAAAAGAGCAGGAAAAGGCGAAAGAAGAAAAGGAAAGACAAAUUUGUACAACUGUUGCUUAAGCACGUAAACUAUGAUGCCCUUAUAGAGGAUUUGGUGCAACAAGAGAAGCGUCGCUACAACUAUAAGUCAUCAUCAGACGAGGAAGAGCGUACCAUUUCACCUUUGCAACGAUACAUCCGGGAGCGGGAACGUGAACAACCGGUGGCGAUCGUAGAAUAUGACAAUCCGGUAUCGUCUCCAGCGAUAUCAUCGGAGGACGACGAAUCAUUAGUAGAAGAAACGAUUUUAAGUCGCAUUCUUAACAAACGCAGCUACGCGACCGCUGCGACGACUUCCUUUUGUGCCACCGACCGGCCGGUCGACAAUUUGGCAGAAUGUAGCAACACACCGCAAAAAGCAAUCUGUUCCGGUAGUACAACGUCACACGAUGUACCAGAUGACCAAAGAGAUGACGUACAACGCACGAGCAUCUGUGAUACAGCUGCAGAAAACGAUGCAGCAGAGAUUAAGAAAGCGCAACCGUUACGGGGCUUUUCCGAUGUUGAAAUGGUGCUCAUAGAUCCUUUGCCGCAACGUGCAGAUGUUUGCAGUGGGCAACGCAAUAAAAGCUGUGAUAUAAGUGAAACGAAUGCCGCAAUCUGUGAUACACCAAGCGAUACUGUAGUGGAAAAGGCAUCCAUCGAAGCAAAUCCUUCACCAUCGAAGGUCAUCGAAACGAGCAAUACUCAAGCACAAUUUCAACGCCGUACGCGGAGUACGGGUUUGAAACGCGUCCGAAGUAGCCGAAAACGACCGGCUAGACGUUUAGCGAACAAAGUGGUUCCAUGUACGAACAAACGAAAGAGACCAAAUUACCUCAUGACUGCUCCUCCUCGUCCGGUCGAGAUGCCACUGUUCGAUAGUUCGGAUGCAUCGAACAACGACGAGGUAGUUUCCGACUGUUCAUCCGGUGGUUUAUCUACUGGGGAAGCGGUGGCCAACAGUAGUACGCGGAAAACACUCCCAGCUAGGAAGUGUAACGCGAACACUGGAAAUGUUCUGCCGGGUGUAACAAGUGCCACAUUGACGCGGUCGGGCAGGAGUAGGAACAACGGAAGACGGCAGUCUAGCAGUAGCAACAGCAUCAGUAGCAGCACCAGAAACCAUAGCCUUAGCUGUGACGGUGAUCUUUCCUCUAGCGAUGAUACGAAACCCGACAGGAGGCGUACAUUGCGCCGAAAGAGACGUCCGGUACGGUAUGGUAUGAGCGGUAACCGUGCACCGGUGAAGAAGGGUACCGUCGAUUGUGACACCAAACGUUCAAUGUCCGCUACCACUAGCAGUAAGACUAGCAAUAUACGCUCUCAUUUGCCCACUGUUUCCAAACCUUCCAAAGCUUCCAACCUAGAUGCACAGUAUGUGAUCACAGAGGGUGCCAGCGAGUCGGCGAAGGCACCGCCACGCGUACUGGAUGUUAUCAACGUGCGGAACAAUCGUGUGCUGUCAUCUACCGCUAGGGCAACGCGUACCACGAAGAUACCGCCAGAACCACCAGAAGUACCUGGGAAGGAUGGGCCGAAAAGCGAUGAGCCUAACCGAUCGGCCAAAUCAAACCAAACGGGGGACACGAUCAGUGAAGGAUUUAUCACCCCAGCCAGCAUCACGGAACAAUCUUCAACGGCGAACGAGAAAGAUCCAGCAGCGCAAUCGCAAUCCGAUGGCGGACCCGUCAGCUCCGAACCGAUGGAUGGCACGACGGAAUUUGAUAAUCAAAUCGUCAAGUGUGGCAACUGUGGUAAGGAAAUGCUUCAGUCUGGCUGGCAAGAACACUGUACCGUUCACAAUGGGGCAACAUUUCGCGACGGUAUCGAUUUUGCGUUUGACAUGAAGGAUCUGAAAGCGGUAUCGACAGCGAUAGCACGAUUCAUGAAGCUUAACCGACGUGCCGAGGUGGCUUGCGAACGAUGUGGGACGGUAAAAAAGUCGGGCCUCGGGAUGGCAUCCCAUAUGAACCAGUGUGGCCUAUCGGCGCAGGAGCUAGAGCAGUCCAAGGCGAGCUGUUCGCAUUGCGGGCGGAAGAUGAAAGCGGUCAGCUUGCUGGCACACCAGCAGCUACACUGCCGGGUAAUCAAGGAACAAAAGCGCCAGAUUGCCUUAACUAUUCCGAGCGAGGAGGAGAUUGCGAUAUCCAAAGAGACGACGACCGCAAGUGGACGAAAGAAACGGAAAUCGGUCGCAAGCGCUGAGCGGAAGAUUAAAACGAUGGCCAAAGAAAUAAAUGAAGAACUAAACGUGGAGCUGGUGCUGGAAAUAUACGGUCGCGGAGUUAGCAGCGCCAUCAUGCAAUGUUGGAUGUCCCAUCUGAAACAGUCGAGCGAAGCCGUCUGCGCAUACGUUGGUUGCCCGUUCUUUGGCAUGACGUCGGAACACAUGCGUACGGAGUACAGUGAUGUUGGAACCAAUCCGAAACCACUGUACCAGUGUGCCAAAUGUGCGUACAUGGCAACGGCGCAGAAACCAAUCUACGACCACCUAGCCGUUGUUCAUCCGCAAACGCUACGAAGGGUUGCCGAAGAGCAGCGAUCGUAUUCGAGCUGUGCCAGUGAUGCCGAUUCCGAUGUGUUUAUGGCCAGCGGUGCUAGUGGGGCCGACGAUACUUACAGCAGUAGUGCGCUGGAGGAUGAGGAUGAAGGUGGUAAAUCGAAAAAGGGCAAGGGCAGGAAGCAAACCGGUGGGUCAAACAAAUCCAAAGCGAAGAAGAAUAGCGAAAACCCGAAGGGGAAUAGCAAAAAGAGCGCAGCAAAGCAGACAGUAAAUAGGGCGAUCUCAUCGGAGUUGAUGGAUUCCACAAUGACAACCGGCGGCACGGAGGAAACGGAAGUGUACAAAGAAAUGGUGCUUCAGGAGUCGAUCGAAUUAAAGCAGGGUAAGGGCAACUUUCACCUCACGACCGUAAGCUGGAUGCAAGAAUAUCGGCGGGAACAUUAUGCAGCUCCGCUGCUGUUCUGUGAGUUGCGGCCGGAUGUGGAUACAUCGUACCUGCGCUCAAUCACCAAUGUGCGGGACUAUCUCCCAAAAGCCACGCACUCGAUGCGUUACGUGCAGUGCAACUCGAAGGAGUACGAACCCUCGUACGAGCCGGAAAUGUUUGCAAACCGAUGGCAACAGAAGAACACAUUCGACGGUGAAGCGCUUGGCUGUGAAUCGAUGUUCUACUGUGGCGGUCCGGUUGUAUCACUCGAUUGGUUACCAUUGCCGGACGAUUGCGAGAACGAUUGUGAUCAAUACCUGGCGGUAGCUUGUAAGCACAGCUAUGAUGAGUAUUACAACGGUGAGGAACUGGCAGUGCCACGCUCGAGCAAGUGCCUAGUACAGAUCUGGAACGUUGGUCCGAUACAAAACCUUGGCUCGACGAAGGUUACACUUCGCUGCCCACGAUUAGCGUUCGCCAUUGCGUGUGACUACGGCCCCAUCUGGCAGGUAGCCUUCUGUCCCAGUGGUUGCUACAAUGAUCCUGCCCAGGGAGACGUUAUGGACCGGUUAGGUCUGCUCGCGGUAGCCGGUUCCGAUGGAGACGUCCAUCUGUACGCGUUGAGUCGUAGUAUGGUCGGUGCGGAAACUAGUACAACGCCUCGAAUUUUACACCUCCGGCCGGUGCUACUCCUAUCGCUUACCAUGGCUGCUGCACCACAAGACCAGCCUGCUGCAGAUUUUACCGGCCGAAGUGUGGUACGCAUUGCGUGGACCCGGGAAAAGGGACACAACGUGUUGGCGGCCGGCUACUCGAAUGGUGUCGUCGCGGUGUGGAACCUGGCCGCCACGUCACCAUUGCUCUGCGGGAAAAAACAUGGCAUCCGAACGUUGCUCCCGGUGCACAAGAUACUGCAUUCGAGCAGCGGAUGCAUCACGGCGAUGGAUCUCCAUUACAGUACCGGCUCAAGGUAUCUGGUCGUGUGUAAUGCCGAUCGGCGGAUGAAGGUGUACGAUCUGCGGAGCAGCCUCUACCAACCGCAGGAAUCGUUGAGUAUGGUAAUGCGCAGCCGAGUCUCAUCGAUACGCUGGCUGCUACACUUCCCGGUGCUGGUGAUCGCGUACGACGAUGCGCUGUACAUCGAUCGGUGUGCGUACAGCACGCAUCAGCCGCGCGAUAUCGGGCUGCGCAUGUUUAGCAUAUUUACGGUGGGCACUGAAAUGACCGAUCUGGGCACGAAUGAUUGGUGCAGCAUGAAUGCGGUUGCGACCAGUGGCGGUGAUUUGGUAUGUCACCGUCCGGUGCCGUUCGUGUACGGCAUGAACUACAAAAAGUUAGCACAGAUUUUAACGACGACAAUCCCGAUGAAGAUAAACGCGAUCGACGAUUCUGCUGAUGUUUCGCGUUACAAAGUAUUCUCCGAAGAAUAUGGUCUCCUAUUUUCCGACACUGAUAAGGUCCCCACCGCUAUGGAUACGGCGGCACUGCAUCUGAAAACGUGGCGUCGCGCCAAGUUCAGUCACUAUCCCGCUGUCCGGCUAAAUCAGAUCCGCUGGAAUCCGAACAGUUUCUCGUACACGUACUAUGCCAUCGGCUACCAGGCAGGAUUUGUGCGCGUCCGGGUACUACGGUCGUAGGGCGCCCGGGUCUCCUAUGUUUGUCGCUGCAAUCGGCGAUGCCAUUCCAAUGCAUUAUGUAAUUUAAUUUUAAUAACAGAAGGUGUUUCUGCCGUAUGUAAGUUUACGCUAUUGGGUGUGAAGGAUUUACUUUGCAGUUUGAACGAAAAUAAAAGCAUGAUUCGAUUCAUUACAAGAUUUUUUUCU